Oreochromis niloticus (Nile tilapia) is the source of this 517-nucleotide messenger RNA. RefSeq names its product acylphosphatase-2. NCBI's taxonomy places the organism in Eukaryota, Metazoa, Chordata, Actinopteri, Cichliformes, Cichlidae. Gene Ontology annotation, molecular function: acylphosphatase activity. The transcript is spliced from 4 exons. The record is from RefSeq and is a predicted model, not a curated record. The coding region runs from base 45 to 383 and encodes 112 amino acids.
GAGAGGUUUAAAUAUCAGAGAUAAAAAUAUCUUGCUGCGCAAACAUGAUUCCGUGUGCGCUUUUACUUUGUCUCCUUCAUGCCAUCAUGGCUGAAAACAGACUCGUCUCCGUGGACUUUGAGGUCUUCGGGAACGUGCAGGGUGUGUGCUUCAGGAUGUACACAGAGGAUCAUGGACACAGUCUGGGGCUCAGCGGCUGGGUGAAGAACACCAGACAGGGCACUGUGAUUGGUCAGGUCCAGGGACCGUGGGACAAAGUCAGUGACAUGAAGCACUGGCUGAAGAGCGUCGGCAGUCCGAGUUCCCGAAUUGAUCGAGCCGUGUUCUCCAACGAGCGAGACAUUUCCAAAGUGGAGAUCCACGGGUUCUCGACUCGCUACUGAGCACGCUAACACACCUCAGAGGCCACCUGAUCUGCAGCUGACUACCAAUCUGACAGUACUGAUUAUUGAUUGGUGACAUCACUGUUUCCAAUGUUUAUUUUGAUCAGAGAAAUAAAGUGUAAAGGUUUACUGUU